AAGAUUUGAUUUUGAGAGAGAGACGACAGAAGAUAUAAUUGAUACAGACAGACAGAUCGACAUUACGUUCACAAUGUGCAUAAAAGUCAGGCCAUCAGAUACAGAGUAAAACCUCUGUUUGAAGAGAGAACAAUUGUCAAGAGAAGCUAUGGCUAUAAAUGGUGUUGCUGCUGCGUGGACGACGACGGAGAGUAUAAGUACUUUCGAGCUUUCCAUGUCUGAUUCUGAAGAGGUUCAUGUUUUGGCAGUCGAUGACAGCCUUGUCGAUCGAAAAGUCAUUGAACGGUUGCUCAAGAUUACUUCUUGUAAAGUGACUGCAGUGGAUAGUGGAAUCAGAGCACUUCAGUUUCUGGGUAUAGACCAGGAGGAGAACUGCUCUGUUGGGUUUGAUAGUUUGAAGGUGGAUCUGAUUAUCACGGACUACUGUAUGCCUGGAAUGACAGGAUACGAAUUGCUCAAGAAAAUCAAGGAAUCGUCUGCCUUAAGAGAGAUUCCGGUGGUAAUCAUGUCGUCGGAGAACGUAGUGACUCGAAUCGACAGAUGCUUGGAGGAAGGAGCAGAGGACUUUAUCGUGAAGCCGGUGAAAUUGUCCGAUGUGAAACGCUUGAAAGAUUAUAUGACCAGGGAAGGGAACCAAGAGAGACGGAUCAAAAAUAACAAAAGGAAAGUUCCAGAGACUUGUGAUCUCUGUUCAUCGCCACCGUCCAUCUCAUCAUCGUCUUCACAAUUAUCGCCGUCGCCGUCAUUCUCCACUCCCAGCUCUCCGCCACUUUCGCCGUCGGAUUCACCGUCUAUACAGUCACCAUCAGCUCCUUGUUCUCCAUCAUUGUUAGAAUCUCCGACCGGGCGGCUUAAAAUGUCCAUCUCGGAUUAGAUCCUGACCGUCUAUUAUAUGUACUUUUGCCUCACGAUGCAAAUAUUCGCAAUUUCCCGUUAUUUGUAACGGUUUUUGUCGUAACACCGUUUUUUGUUGUUUUGUGGUGGGGUUAUUUAUUUAAUAUGUGAUAGAUAAUGAAUUAACGAGUUUUUGAGACUGACUUUACUAA
Messenger RNA from Tripterygium wilfordii, 1046 nucleotides. RefSeq names its product two-component response regulator ARR5. NCBI's taxonomy places the organism in Eukaryota, Viridiplantae, Streptophyta, Magnoliopsida, Celastrales, Celastraceae. The coding region runs from base 149 to 874 and encodes 241 amino acids. Gene Ontology annotation, biological process: cytokinin-activated signaling pathway; phosphorelay signal transduction system. The transcript has 4 exons. The record is from RefSeq and is a predicted model, not a curated record.